UGCGUUUUGUCCGGCCCUGGCUGCGCCGUUGCUGAGGGGAGGAGGAGGAGGGGCCUCCAUCUUUAUCUCUUUGUUUCAAACCCUUUAAACUCGUUACUACCGUUUUCAGUUCAUGUGUUUAUCGGUGCGCUUCCGGGCGGGUAGCCCUUGGUAAGCACCGGAGGAGGUGUGAGCGGUGUCUCAGCGGACAGGGCAGGCCUCGGGCGGCGGCGGGAGGAGGCGGACACCGGGAGAAUGAAGCGGCGGAAUGCGGACUGCAGUAAACUUCGGCGCCCGUUAAAACGGAACCGAAUUACUGAUGGAAUCUACGGCAGUACCUUUCUGUAUCUGAAGUUCCUCGUUGUCUGGGCCCUUGUGUUGCUGGCGGACUUUGUACUGGAGUUUAGAUUUGAAUACCUGUGGCCUUUUUGGCUGUUCAUCAGAAGUGUAUACGACUCCUUCAGAUACCAAGGCUUGGCCUUCUCAGUAUUUUUUGUAUGUGUAGCAUUCACAUCAGAUAUAAUAUGUCUCCUAUUUAUACCAGUGCAAUGGCUAUUUUUUGCAGCAAGUACCUAUGUUUGGGUACAAUAUGUGUGGCACACAGAAAGAGGCGUGUGUUUACCUACAGUCUCACUGUGGAUACUUUUCGUUUAUAUCGAAGCAGCAAUUAGGUUUAAAGACCUGAAGAACUUUCAUGUAGAUCUAUGUCGUCCAUUCGCUGCACACUGUAUUGGAUAUCCUGUAGUCACUUUAGGCUUUGGGUUUAAAAGCUAUGUCAGUUAUAAAAUGCGGUUAAGAAAGCAGAAAGAAGUACAGAAGGAGAAUGAGUUUUAUAUGCAGCUCCUGCAGCAGGCACUACCCCCAGAGCAGCAGAUGUUACAAAGGCAAGAAAGGGAAGCAGAAGAAGCCGCCAAGGGUUUAUCUGAAAUGGAUUCUUCGAUACUGUUACAGCACAAUGGACUCUCUUCAAAUAAAAAAAUUUCCAGCACAUUGCCAGAGCUGGAGUACAAAGAAAAGGGCAAAGACAAGGAUGUGAAAAGACACAAUUUGGGGAUUAACAACAACAUCCUUCAGCCCACAGACUCUAAAGUACAGGAGAUUGAAUAUAUGGAAAAUCAUAUCAACAGUAAACGACUAAAUAAUGACUUGGGGAGUACAGAAAACCUUUUAAAGGAGGACAUGUGCACUACUUCCUCUAAGAACUACAAGAACACCACAGGGACUGCUAAUUCAUCUCCUCGGAGCCACAGCUCCUCAAAUGGGACUAUCCCUUCCUCAAUGUCCAGCAAGAAUGACAAGAAGAAAUGCACUAGUAAGAGUCCAAGCAUGCACAAAGACCCAACAGAGAACUGUAUUCCUAACAACCAGCUUAGUAAGCCUGACACGCUAGUAAGGUUGGAACAAGAUGUAAAGAAAUUAAAAGCAGACCUGCAGGGCAGCAGACAAAUUGAACAGGAUCUCCGCAGUCAGAUCAAUGUACUAACAAGCACGGAGCGGGGAAUUCGAAAUGAAAUAGGGCAGCUCAGGCAGGAAAAUGAGCUGCUGCAAAACAAAUUACAUAAUGCUGUUCAGAUGAAGCAGAAGGACAAGCAGACGAUCAGUCAGCUGGAGAAGAAGCUAAAAGCAGAGCAAGAAGCUCGAGCAUUUGUAGAGAAGCAGCUCAUGGAGGAGAAGAAGAGGAAGAAAUUAGAAGAAGCCACAGCGGCAAGAGCAGUCGCGUUUGCAGCAGCUAACAGAGGUGAAUGUACAGAAACAUUAAGAAGUCGAAUUCGAGAUCUUGAGGGUGAAUGUAAAAAGUUAUCAAUAGACAUGAAACUAAAAGAAGACCAGAUAAGGGAAAUGGAGUUAAAAGUUCAGGAGCUCCGCAAGUACAAAGAAAAUGAAAAAGAUACAGAGGUGUUAAUGUCUGCACUUUCAGCCAUGCAGGAUAAAACACAGCACUUAGAAAAUAGCCUCAGUGCAGAAACCAGAAUCAAGCUGGAUUUGUUCUCUGCACUAGGUGAUGCAAAAAGACAGCUGGAGAUUGCCCAAGGACAAAUUCUUCAGAAAGAUCAAGAAAUCAAAGACCUCAAACAGAAGAUUGCAGAAGUAAUGGCUGUGAUGCCCAGCAUUGCAUACUCUGCAGGGACAAGUACCCUAAGCCCAGUUUCCCCACACUACUCUUCCAAGUUCGUGGAGACUAGCUCAUCUGGGUUGGACCCCAAUGCAUCAGUUUACCAGCCACUGAAGAAAUAAAUGCCAGCUGCCAUCAGCCCACCCAAUCCCCCAUCCCUCCCCCACAAAUUUUGUCUGACUGGAGUCAACAUGCAAAAGCAUCUGUUGCAAUUAAAGAUGGAAUUGUAUUACAAGAACUGUAUUUGUGUUAACUUAAAAUGAAAGAAAAAAAAAAAAAAGCUGACGGCACCAUGUUGCAAUAGGAUGAGCGCAGUGUUUUUUUUCAUUUGGUCUUUUUUUUAAAAUAAACCUCACAGAAUUUUGCAGUUCA
Messenger RNA from Bufo gargarizans (Asiatic toad), 2464 nucleotides. RefSeq names its product macoilin 1 (gene MACO1). The record is from RefSeq and is a predicted model, not a curated record. Lineage: Eukaryota; Metazoa; Chordata; Amphibia; Anura; Bufonidae. Bases 235 to 2214 code for a protein of 659 amino acids. Gene Ontology annotation, biological process: neuronal signal transduction. The transcript has 11 exons. Gene Ontology annotation, cellular component: rough endoplasmic reticulum membrane.